Talaromyces marneffei is the source of this 1335-nucleotide messenger RNA. RefSeq lists its product as uncharacterized. The record is from RefSeq and is a predicted model, not a curated record. Gene Ontology annotation, molecular function: transmembrane transporter activity. Bases 1 to 1335 code for a protein of 444 amino acids. Lineage: Eukaryota; Fungi; Ascomycota; Eurotiomycetes; Eurotiales; Trichocomaceae. Gene Ontology annotation, biological process: transmembrane transport. The transcript has 5 exons. Gene Ontology annotation, cellular component: fungal-type vacuole membrane.
AUGUCAACCGAUUCUUCGUCUACUCAGGGGGAACUGGAGAGCCAACUGGCUCCCAGUCUCGAAAAAGGUGCUGAGACAGAACAGGAACAAAACACACCUCAAGAAAAGCCGGUAUGGAUACCAAGCCCAGCACCGGAUGGAGGCUUAACUGCGUGGUCGGUCCUUGCUGGGUCGUGGUGUGUGUUAUUUUGCAGUUUUGGAUGGAUUAAUAGUGUUGGUACCUUUCAGAAUUAUUACCAGUCAACACUCUUAAACCAAUAUUCAUCUAGCACAAUCGCAUGGAUUCCAUCGUUACAAAUAUUCUUCAUGUUUGCCACGGGCCCUAUCAUCGGCCAACUCUACGACCGAUACGGGCCACGUUACUUGCUCUUGGUCGGAUCAUUGCUGCAUGUAUUUGGUCUUAUGAUGACUUCCAUAUCCACACAGUACUAUCAAGUUCUGCUUUCCCAAGGAGUUGUUAGUGCUAUUGGAGUUGCGACAGUUUUUCAACCUUCACUCAACGUUAUACCGGGUUGGUUCGAUAAAAAGCGUGGUAUUGCUUAUGGUAUCGCUGCUAGUGGUUCUAGCAUUGGUGGAAUCAUCUUUCCUAUAAUGGUUCAGAAGCUGAUUGUCCAAGUCGGAUAUGGCUGGUCAAUGCGCAUUGCUGCAUUCAUGAUUCUUGGUCUUCUCACCAUCUCCAACUUGACCAUUAAGUCUCGUUUUCCUCCACAGCCUCGGUCUAUGACAAGGGAGGAAUUGGUGCAGCCAUUCCGGGAGUUCAAUACAGUUGUGGUCAUUUGUGGAUUUCUUCUUCUAACUUUUGGCAUUUUUAUCCCAGUCGACUAUGUUGUCGUCGAGGCUCUUGGAACAGGGAUGGAUCCGAAUCUCGCUCAGUAUUUGCUUGCCAUGCUGAACGCUGGGAGUCUCUUUGGACGAUUAAUUGCCGGUGCCCUAGCCGAUACCUUAGGGGCAUACAACAUCUUCUCAUUCGUAUGUUAUGUAUCCGGAAUUUUGGUUCUCGCUCUCUGGAUUCCUGCCAGCAGCAAUGCGGCUGUGAUUGCCUUUGCAGUCAUUUUCGGCUUUACGUCCGGAGCAUAUGCCUCGCUGAUUGCGAAUUUGAUCGUCAAAAUCUCACCAAAUUUUAAAGUCAUCGGGUACCGCACCGGUCUGGCAUUCUUGUUCGCUUCAAUUGGCGGCUUGACGACCAACCCGAUUGCCGGGGCUAUCCUUCAGCACGAUAAUGGCUCUUACACUGGUAUGAAGAUCUUCUCUGGUGUUUGUAUUAUGGCCGGAACAACAUUGGUGUUUGUUGCUAGAUUGCAUCAAACCGGGUAUAAGUUGGUGGCCAAAUUCUAA